GCGUUUCACGGGGAUAAAGUGUACUCGUAGGACAUAAAUACGGAAUUAAUGAUGUGUAUUGGAAAUUGUUGACAUGAUUGUGAAACUACUUUGUCCAAGCUAAAUGUUUAAGAAGCAGGCUAAUUUAAGCAGCCAUAAUGGAACAAAACGGCUAUCCAAGAGCCAAUUUUACUCAAGGUUCAAAAAUAUUCUGGCCGAACGGGACAGACCUUAUGCAGACGAGAGCACGGCUGAACGGACACGGUGGGAAAUAUGCGAAAUCUGUAGCUGCCAAACGACAGAAAAAAUCUGGAAACACUGUUCGGCCGAAGAGAGCACUUCUAUGCCUCUCUCUUGGCAAUCCGAUUCGAAGUGCUGCCAUAAAUCUCGUGGAAUGGAAGCCUUUCGAUGUAAUGAUUCUGAUCACAAUUUUCGCAAAUUGUGCCGCUCUGGCCGCGUUUGAGCCUCUUCCAGAAAAAGAUAGCAGCGAAAUCAAUGACAACCUGGAAGUGGCAGAAUAUGUGUUUUUAGCAGUUUUCACAAUGGAAGCUGUGCUCAAGAUAAUAGCUUAUGGAUUUCUUUUCCACCCGGGAGCAUAUCUUCGAAAUGGAUGGAAUAUUUUAGAUUUUGUAAUUGUUGUAGUAGGAUUGGCAACUAUUUUAGUAAAAGCAACUCUGAGUUCAGGAAGUUUUGAUGUGAAAGCUCUAAGGGCUUUCAGAGUCUUACGGCCUUUACGACUGGUGUCUGGUGUUCCAAGUUUACAAGUUGUAUUAAAUUCAAUUAUCAAGGCCCUGAUACCUCUCUUCCACAUUGCCUUGCUGGUAGUUUUUGUUGUGAUUAUUUAUGCAAUUAUUGGCGUGGAGUUGUUUAUGGGUCGCCUGCACAAGACAUGCUAUGAUAACGUAACAGGUGCAGAAUCCUUUGAAGAGCCUCACCCAUGUAGCUCUGGUAGUUCAGGAUUUCAGUGCGAUAAAGCUGCAGGCCAGGUCUGUGAGGGAGGCUGGAAAGGACCUAAUCAUGGAAUUACAAAUUUUGAUAAUAUUGGCUUGGCCUGUAUGACUGUGUUCCAGUGUAUUACACUUGAGGGUUGGACUGAUGUUUUAUACUGGAUAAAUGAUGCAGUAGGAAACUCUUGGCCUUGGGUAUACUUUGUUACCCUGAUCAUUUGGGGAUCCUUCUUCGUACUCAACUUAGUUCUUGGUGUACUUAGUGGAGAAUUUGCCAAAGAAAAGGCGAGAGCACAGAAGAGUGGUGAAUUCCAAAAGUUUAGAGAAAAGCAGCAAGUCGAAGAUGCUUACAAUGGCUACCUCGAUUGGAUUACACAAGCUGAGGACAUUGAAGGCGACAGUGAAAGCGAAAGUGGUGACGAGUCAAAAGCUUCCAAAAAGACUUCAUCAAGACAAUCCAGAACUGAAGACAUUGAAAUGAUCGAUAGAAAUGAGAGACAAGACAGUAUUUCCCAACAUGAUACGCACCACUAUGGUUGGUGUCACAACGAAAAGAAAGUGUUAAAAAAGUGGCAUCACCGCGCCAGACGGGAGCUGCGCAAAGCAGUGAAAACACAAGCUUUCUACUGGAUUGUCAUAGUAGUCGUAUUUUUAAACUCAUUGACGCUAGCAUUGGAACAUUAUGAUCAACCUGACUUUUUAACCAAAUUUUUAGAUAUAGCAAAUAAGUUAUUUUUAGGAAUAUUUACUAUUGAGAUGAUAGUCAAGAUGUACUGUCUAGGAUUUCACGGCUACUUCGCGUCACUUUUUAACAGAUUUGAUUGCCUGGUUGUAAUUAGUAGUUUGUUAGAGUUGGCAAUCACGGAAGCGUUGAAGCAGCCUCCCAUUGGAAUCAGUGUUCUGCGAUGUAUUCGUCUGCUUAGGAUUUUCAAAGUAACCAGAUACUGGAGCUCACUAAGCAACUUAGUGGCGUCACUGUUGAACAGCAUGAGGUCCAUAGCGGGUCUUCUGUUGCUGCUUUCUCUAUUUAUGCUCAUUUGUUCACUGCUUGGAAUGCAGAUCUUUGGUGGAAAAUUCAAUAUAGACGAUGACGAAAUUCCUCGCAGUAACUUCGAUUCCUUUUGGAGGGCACUCAUAACAGUUUUCCAGAUUCUCACAGGCGAGGACUGGAACGCCGUUAUGUAUGAUGGUAUCCGUGCAUGGGGUGGCAUUGGAGAAGGCGGUUCAGCGAUUGCCAUUUUGUAUUUUAUAUUCCUCGUUGUCGUUGGCAACUACAUUCUUCUGAAUGUGUUCUUGGCCAUUGCCGUCGACAAUCUUGCCGACGCUGAAAACUUAACAGAAAUGGAAGAAGAGAAGAAAAAGAAGAAGGAGAAAGCCAGGGAAAAGGAAGCCCUAAAAAUGAAAGGUUCCGUGGAUUCGCAAAGCAGGAUUGACCAGGAUGGUGCUAUUGUACCCAAUCACAGUUCAGCAUCACGGUCAAAUGUAACACUAGACAAAUCAACACAAGAACUUCAUUCCACGGGAACUCUCAACGGAAAUGGUGUUGCAAGAACAGCUUCACACGACGAUGUUGAAGCCCAAUCUACCGACAUUUCCGAGAUUGGAGGAUCAAAAUCUGCCGUCAGUAACAACAAUGAAAGUGCUAGUGCUAGCUCAAGUGACGAUAUCGACAGGGCACCAAUGCCGCCAGAGUCAGCUUUAUUCAUUUUCUCUCCUACUAACAUAUUCCGUGUCGUUUGCUACAAGAUCGCCACCAACACAUACUUUGUUAAUUUUAUUUUAUGCCUCAUUAUUGUGAGUAGUAUUCUGCUGGCGGCUGAGGAUCCACUCAAUGCUAGCGCAAAGAGAAAUCAGGUUCUCAAUUAUUUUGAUUAUUUCUUUACAUCCGUCUUCACUUUUGAGAUCCUCGUCAAGUUUAUUUCCUAUGGUCUUAUCCUUCACAAGGGAUCAUUCUGCCGCAGUGCGUUCAAUCUAUUGGACUUAUUAGUCGUAUCCGUUUCUGUAAUUUCAAUAAGCCUCAGGACUUCCCAGUUUUCUGUUGUCAGAAUUCUCAGGGUUCUCCGAGUGUUAAGACCUUUGAGGGCGAUUAACAGAGCGAAAGGACUCAAGGAUAUUUUAUUAGGAGUAGUCGGCAGCUUGGGAAACUAUAUCGAUUUCAAAGGACCUGGAUUAUCAAACCCAGUGGUUAAAGAGAGAGAGUGGAGGAGGCAUGACUUCAACUUUGACAAUGUUGGCAACGCCAUGUUGACGCUAUUUACCGUGAUGACCUUCGAAGGGUGGCCGGGGAUUUUGGAGAAUUCUAUCGACUCCACUGAAGUAGACAAGGGUCCGAAUCAGAAGAACCGGCCAUGGGUAGCCAUUUAUUACAUUAUCUACAUCAUCAUCAUUGCCUUCUUUAUGGUCAAUAUCUUCGUUGGUUUUGUGAUCGUCACAUUUCAGAGCGAAGGCGAGGAGGAGUUCAAAGGGUGUGAACUGGACAAGAAUCAGCGUCAGUGUAUAGAAUUUGCACUGAAAGCCAAACCGCUGAAACGUUACAUACCUGAAAAUCGCCUUCAGUUCCAUAUAUGGCGCGUGGUGACGUCACAAGCCUUUGAAUAUCUGAUAUUCGCGUUUAUUGUGUGCAACACAGUUGUUUUAAUGAUGCAGUAUUAUCAAGAACCAAAACUUUACACCAGAGUAUUGGACGGCUUCAACAUCGGUUUCACAGCAGUUUUUCUUCUGGAGUGUAUACUGAAGCUCAUCGCUUUUAAACCAAAGAAUUAUUUUACAGACAGAUGGAAUCUUUUUGACUUCAUCAUUGUGGUCGGCAGCAUUAUUGAUAUCACAAUGAAUGAAGUUUCGGAUGUUUUCAGGAGACAUCGUGGUAUUUCGGAGCUGGAGAUAGCACUGGAUAGUGGCUCCGAUGGGCGUAUUCAGAGAAUUAGUGAGCAAAUGUUUGCUUUUGGUUUCUUCCGUUUGUUUCGAGCCCUGCGUCUCGUCAAGCUGCUCAACCAAGGGUCUGGGAUCAAGACUCUCCUUUGGACCUUUAUCAAGUCAUUUCAAGCUCUUCCCUAUGUGGCUCUUCUUAUUGUUAUGAUGUUCUUCAUCUAUGCUGUGAUUGGGAUGCAGAUGUUCGGUCGUAUUGCUAUUAACUCCGACACGGCGAUCAACAGAAACAACAACUUUCAGACAUUUCCUCAGUCCCUUAUGGUACUUUUCAGGUCCGCAACGGGUGAAAACUGGCAACAGAUAAUGUUGGCGUGUACGCAUCGUGAUGAUGUCAAGUGUGACCAGAACGCUGACCCGCAGGAGCCAUCUGGGUUAUGUGGCUCAGACUUCGCUUAUUUCUAUUUUGUGUCUUUUUAUUCCAUCUGUUCGUUCUUGAUAAUCAAUUUGUUCGUUGCCGUCAUCAUGGACAACUUUGACUACUUAACUCGCGAUUGGUCAAUUCUUGGUCCUCACCAUUUGGACGAGUACGUGAGGGUGUGGUCCGAGUACGACCCUGAUGCACAUGGUUGUGUAAAACACGUGGAUAUAGUGACUGUUCUAAAGCGAAUCGCCCCUCCUCUGGGCUUUGGAAAAUUUUGUCCUCACAGAGAAGCUUGCAAGCGCCUUGUUACUAUGAACAUGCCGCUGACCAAAGAUGGAAUGGUAGACUUCAAUGCAACACUUUUUGGACUAAUCAGAUCAUCCUUAAACAUAAAAAGACCUGAAGGAAAAGGAUCAAUAGACAAAGCCAACGAAGAAGUCCGUAAUAUUAUCCUUCGCAUCUGGCCUAAAACGUCCAUGGAACUUUUAGACAAAGUAGUGCAGCCUCCCGGAGUGCGUGAUGACGUCACAGUGGGUAAAUUUUACGCCACCUAUUUGAUUCAAGAGUACUUCCGUCGGUUCAAAGCGAGGCAGAAGGCACAGAACCAAGCCAACGAACCCCAUGGAAACAGUACGAUGGCUCUACAGGCGGGACUACGAACGCUUCACGGCCUCGGACCACAGUUACGUCGAGCUAUUUCCGGUCAGCUAGGAAGUGACGACGAUGAGUUGUUCUUAAAAGAAGACGAUUCCCAAAAGGCGCAGCAUAAGGGAUUCUGGGAGAGUCUGAAAAGUGCAGUUUCAGUUUCGCCGCGUCACAGUUUUCGUCGUCCGGCAUCUUUUCGCUUGUCGGCUUUUCUGGGCAAAAAUGGAAGUGGAUUGGAGACAAAGAAAAAGAGCUCAUCUAUGUCUAAUCUGAGUGAAAAAAUGGCUACUACUAUGUUCAGUGAUCAGAAAUACCUCAUGCCUACUACCAGCACAUCGGCGGAUGAUAACGCAAACGUAAAAGAAGCUGAACAACCUCGCAUUGAACUUCCUUUACUACAUCCGGAUGAUACGGGCUCUUUCACCGCCAUAAAAGACCAUGCAGGUUUGAAGGCAGCAUCAAGCCUGCCGUUAAGUCCGGUAGAGGGUGAGUCACGUGACCCAAUUCCUUAUGUAAGACAGCGGAGUAAGAGUGAGGUCAUACCACCGUGGCUCGCUACGAGAGAAGUUGCACAUCUGGGACGUGAACUUCAGCGGAGCAGGUCAGCCAGCAUCAAAAACCUUUUAGAGAGUGCUUUUGUCGACGAAGGUGUCUCUAUCACUCUCGACGAUCCACUCCUUCGAGUCGCCGAACAGGAAAUUGCUGAAGCUUUCGAAGUGUCCGAGGAUGACUUGAACCAAGCCGCUGAGCGCAUGCUCGCGCAGAGCAGCGAUCUUGAGUCCCAUACGGAAGAGGAAGAGAUCGGCGAAGAUAAAACCAUGGACACUACUAGCAAUCCUCCUCGCAUUUCGCAUCGUUGGUCGAACGAGCCAGACGUUCCUAUAAUUAUUACCGAUCUUUGACGCGCCCGCGGAAACCGGCGAGAUUUAAUGUGAAAUGUAAUCCGUUACUAAGAGACGCACGUGCCGUUGCCUAGAGACGUAACAACAGGACGUGCUCUCUUUGGUGGAUGGAAAUGUUGCAGAUAUGCUAUUACAGUCAAGAGGGCUUCUAGGGUUAAGAUUUUAUCUGGAAACACGUCCUGAAUAGUCCCCAAUUUGUACUAAGUAUGGCUACGAUGACAUUUUAAAGGAUAGCCAACAGCAAAGUGUAAAAUAAUUUUAGACACAAUUGACUCAGGUAAUGGCUCUGUUUUUGAUAUUUUGACAAUAGCGCUUGGCUGUUGUUGUUUUUUUUUCAUUGUACUUUCCCGCUCAUCUGUGGUAAUAAUGGGAGAAAGAUUGCUGAGUCAGUGUUAUGAAAAAGAAUCGAAUUAGAAAUAGUGAGUUGAAAGCAAAAGGCGGGAUCCUUGUAGAAUGACUAUGAAUAUAUUUAUUGUAAUAUUUCGCUGUAUUGCUUAUGAUAGUGUUUUUGUGCGCAACUUUUAACUCGCUGCUUGAAAUCGAAUGCUGAAGUAUGUUUUUAAUUUCUUUGUAUGUAGUAUAAAGCAAUUUUUUCUGCAAUGUGCCAGUUACAGGCCGAAAUCUAAAUGCUGUUGAGCUUAAUUUUCCUUUCCACGUCUAAGAGGGGCAAUUUUCAAAGCAUUAUAAUUUAAGUUUGCGUGUAUACGUAGUGCAACAAUAGUUUUCAUUAAUUAGAUCUUUCUUUCAUAAAAUUGCGAAUCGAUUUAAAUUAUCUUGAACAUUUUUGUCUAUGUUUGUUAAGUUAUGAUCAUUCAAAGAAAUUUAGUUGAAAAAAUUAUUUUUGAGGAACGGAAACGUUUAGAAGUGAAUUGAGAUUUUGAAAACUUUUUAAAAUCUCAAUUCAUUCUUAGAAGUCCAAACAGCCAUUUACAAGAAAAAGCUUUCAAAUUAUUUUUUAUAAACGUUUUCUUCAUGAAGGACACAUACCUUUAUUGUCUAGAGACGGCUUUCAAGGCUCUUUUUGUUGGUGUUGUUUUUUUUUAUUUAUUUGUUUUGUUGUAGAGUUUGCAGCUCUGUUUCUCAACACAAGAUUUCCUAAAGAGAUUAUAGGAUGGAAAAUCGAAGCUCGGUAAACAGGUUUAUCGUAAUUAUCCGCCAUUAUUUGCCCUCAAAUUCACCCAACUGACCAAAUACAGAGUCAAUUGGGGGGAAUUUAACUUGGCGCUUAAGUUAUGCAUUCUUGUGGUUUGUUUAAAGCUCAUCGGGCCCUAUAAUGCUUUUAAAAUGAUUUAUGGAUCUCGCUGAAAUCCCAAUUUUUAAAGGAAUCCUGGAAAAUAUUUUCGAAAGAACUGACAGUUUGGUCAUGUUACCCCAAGGCUGUGCAAAGUAUGAAUUUAGCGAGGAAAGUUCUCAUGUCUUCCAGUCUUUUUCAUUCAGAAACUCGAUGUCUACAUUUCUGAAAAAAAGAAUUGGUCUUCAAUUCUAAAGUGUAACACUUGUGGGAAGAUAUUUUUGUAGCAUUGUAUUUAAAACCAAGCCGAAUCAACGGAAGAUGUAGGUUAGCUGUUAUCGUAAAUUUUUUUAUCGUACCGUAUUGUAGAAAGAUUUGUACUUGGUUGUAAAUAAAGAUUUUAAUUUUAUAAAGAAAAGUUCACGCGCCUGUAAGGCUAUAUAUGAAGAAAAGGCUGAAAAAAUAUGAGAAGUAAUCUGCAAAUAAAGAAUAUUUUGUACGCAAA
Molecule: messenger RNA, 7498 nt
Organism: Stylophora pistillata
Lineage: Eukaryota; Metazoa; Cnidaria; Anthozoa; Scleractinia; Pocilloporidae
Product: voltage-dependent L-type calcium channel subunit alpha-1D
Biological process (GO): calcium ion import across plasma membrane
Cellular component (GO): membrane; voltage-gated calcium channel complex
Molecular function (GO): high voltage-gated calcium channel activity
Source: RefSeq, a predicted model, not a curated record